Branchiostoma floridae (Florida lancelet) is the source of this 2272-nucleotide messenger RNA. RefSeq names its product mannose-1-phosphate guanyltransferase alpha-like. The record is from RefSeq and is a predicted model, not a curated record. Bases 148 to 1413 code for a protein of 421 amino acids. The transcript has 12 exons. Gene Ontology annotation, cellular component: cytoplasm. Gene Ontology annotation, biological process: biosynthetic process. Lineage: Eukaryota; Metazoa; Chordata; Leptocardii; Amphioxiformes; Branchiostomatidae. Gene Ontology annotation, molecular function: transferase activity.
GACCUUUGCCCUUCCCGCCGAGCAGCUGAUCUCUCAUCAUCCUGACUUGUUCUGCAAGUUGUCUCAAGGUUUGGCACCUCUUCGAAGGUUUUUGUAGGAACGGUUAUCUCCAGGCAGAGUACAGUGGAACAGAUCGAGAGAGCCACCAUGCUGAAGGCAAUCAUUUUGAUAGGCGGGCCACUGAAAGGGACUCGUUUCCGACCCCUGUCUCUGGACCUGCCCAAGCCACUGUUUCCAGUUGCUGGAUUCCCCAUCAUCCAGCAUCACAUUGAGGCAUGUCAGAAGGUGGAGGGGUUGAAGGAGAUCCUACUGAUUGGUUUCUACCAACCGAGCGAUGCUUUCAAAACCUUCUUGUCUCGUGCUCAGCAGGAGUUCCAUAUCUCUAUCAGGUACCUCCAGGAGUACACAUCACUAGGCACUGCCGGUGGGCUGUACCACUUCCGCGAUGUUAUCCAGAGUGGAAACCCGGAGUGCUUCUUUGUGAUGAAUGCUGACGUGUGCAGCGACUUUCCUCUGACAGAAAUGGUGGACUUCCACAGGCAGAGGUCCCAUGCCUGCUGUACCAUGAUGGGAACAGAGGCUAGCAGAGAACAAGCCUUGAAUUAUGGCUGUCUUGUGGAGAAUACAGACACACAUGAGGUGCUUCAUUAUGUGGAAAAGCCAGGCACUUUCGUCAGCUCUAUCAUCAACUGUGGUGUCUACCUGUUCUCACCUGAGGUAUUUAAGCACAUUGCUACCGUCUUUGCCAGGCACCAGGAGGAUCUUCCCAGUGAUGACAGCUUUGCCCUUGGCAGUAAGGACAGCAUCCGCCUGGAGCAGGACAUCUUCCCCAUGCUGACGGGGGACAGCAAGCUCUACGUGUACAAGACACAGAACUUCUGGAGCCAGAUCAAGUCUGCAGGCUCUGCCAUCUAUGCCAACCGGCUGUACCUGGCUCUGUACCACAAGACUCAUCCUGACAGACUGGCAGCUCAUGGAGAGGGCAUGCCAUCCAUCAAAGGUGAUGUGUACAUCCACCCCUCAGCUAAUGUGGACUCCACAGCUGUGCUGGGACCUAAUGUCACUGUGGGUGCGAAUGUAACCAUUGGCCCUGGUACAAGGAUACGGGAGUCCAUUAUUCUGGAUGGAGCGUCAAUCCAGGACCACAGCUGCAUCCUGCACAGCAUUGUGGGAUGGAACAGCACAGUGGGAGCCUGGACCCGGGUGGAAGGGACACCCUCUGACCCCAACCCCAACAUCCCCUUUGCAAAGCUGGACUCGGGAGAACUGUUCAGUGAAGAUGGCCGGCUGAACCCGUCCAUCACAAUUCUGGGACGUAAUGUGACCAUCCCAGCAGAAGUGAUUGUGUUGAACUCCAUCGUCCUGCCUCACAAAGACCUUCCUCACAGCUACAAGAACCAGAUCAUCCUGUAGGGCUCCUGCUACAGCCUGGACUUGACCUUACUACAGCCAUGUUUUUUUUAAAGUAACACUUGCCAGUAUGCAAAGAUUGGUGUUCUGGCACAUAAGUGAUGUGAUGAUAACAAAAAUCUGUUUUGACAUUAUAAGGUAUCAUCAUACUAUCAAACUUUGACUGCCAUAGCAGUAAUGCUAUCUACAUGUGUGCAUGGGUAGACUACAUGUUUAACAGUCUGCAUGUAGUAGUGAAUUCUCACACUUGGGGAGAGAUAUUCAGAUUUUACCCAAAAAAAAUUAAAGAAGAAGAAAAUUAUUUUUUAUCAAUUUUGUAUGGUAAAAAGUAUGUUAGAAGUGCCUGAAAUAACUAAUGGUUUACUGGUGUUGUAAUGUCUUCUUGAAGUAUAUCAAAAUGUUGAUUGGAGACAGUUAUUGUAAGGUUGCAAUAUGCAGAGUGCUAAAUAAAGUGCUUUAAUUCCUGUCAACAGCAGUAUUUAAAUGUACAUAAUUUCUAACCUAAGCAUUGCAGUAUGAAAUUUCAUGAUAUGCAAAAAAAUUUGUAACAUGUUAAGCUCUGCAGUCAUUUGAUAAUGGCUCUAUAUUAUAUUCAGUACAUGCAAAGAUUGUACACUAUGGCUUUCUUAUGUAUAAUAAAAAAACUGAUAUUGUAUCUGCAAUACAUGUAAUUACAGAAAGAUUAGGGAUGUUGACUUUUACCAAGAUGCUUUAGAUUACUAGUACAUUGCGCAUACAGGUAUCUUUUUGCAAGUAGUGAAGAAAACAGCUAUGAUCAUGCAUGAAAAUGUUAUGUAAAAUUAUAGAAAGUGGUGGUGACAAUAUGAAUAUGAUUGUAAUAAAAAUACUUUCACCUUUUUCA